This is a messenger RNA of Melampsora larici-populina 98AG31, 444 nucleotides long. RefSeq lists its product as uncharacterized. NCBI's taxonomy places the organism in Eukaryota, Fungi, Basidiomycota, Pucciniomycetes, Pucciniales, Melampsoraceae. The transcript has 3 exons. The record is from RefSeq and is a predicted model, not a curated record. The coding region runs from base 1 to 444 and encodes 147 amino acids.
AUGACUUGCCUUUCAAAUCUUGGAUUGACAUUAGUCAAUGUACUAUUGUUUAUCCAAACUCUCAUCUCAUUAAACCCAACUCAAAUCAAAUCUUAUUGCACUUUGACUUCGCCUGAUCAAUCUUCUUUUUUAACUCUAUCAACUCCUGUUUGUCGUAAUGAUCCAUUACCGAUCACUAGAACCAAGUACAGUCUAUUAAAUGAAUUUCAGUCCCAGAUCUCUACUACAGAACACGCGUUAAGCACUGAAGAAAGUGAUGAGAUAUUUAAAUUUGUAGUAGAAGAAGGAACAGAAGAUUUAAGAACAAACCAAUCGAUCAAAUCAAUCAAAACUGGAAUUAAACAAUCUAGAAAUGAUCUUUCAUUACUUUCAAUGAAUGAACUUCAUCAGUUAGAGCAAAAACCUUCAUCAGCACCGGAAAUCAAACUAGAUCAAGGGAAUUGA